This is a messenger RNA of Malus domestica (apple), 1600 nucleotides long. RefSeq lists its product as uncharacterized. The record is from RefSeq and is a predicted model, not a curated record. Lineage: Eukaryota; Viridiplantae; Streptophyta; Magnoliopsida; Rosales; Rosaceae. Gene Ontology annotation, molecular function: ER lumen protein retrieval receptor activity. Gene Ontology annotation, biological process: protein retention in ER lumen; endoplasmic reticulum to Golgi vesicle-mediated transport. Gene Ontology annotation, cellular component: membrane; cis-Golgi network; endoplasmic reticulum.
CCGAAAACCCGAAAAGAUCACCAGAACCGAACAGUCCAAUUAAGAAAGGAAAUCUCUCCCUCUCCCCUCUUUCUCUCUCUAAAUUCUGAGGGAUCCUGUUUCCGCACCACAACUACUCACAAUAAUUAGUUUUACCUCACUUUCUCUCUACCACAUCAAACUUUCCGGGGAAAUCAAGGGGCCGAGAGAAUCACAAAAGGGGGAAAAAAAGGAAAAAUCAAAGCAAAACCAAACCUCAUGAGGGCUCCGAAGAGGCCGAUCCACACCGUAUGGACAUGGGCGCGACGCCAGCCGUCCAAAGUUCAGGCCUUUCUGGCCGUUGUUUCGGGCAUGGCGGCGCUGGUUCUGCUCCGAUUCAUCGUCCACGAUCACGACAACCUCUUUGUUGCAGCUGAGGCUGUGCACUCGAUUGGAAUCUCCGUUCUUAUCUACAAGCUCAUGAAGGAGAAGACUUGCGCUGGGCUAUCACUCAAAUCGCAGGAACUGACAGCUAUGUUUUUAGCUGUGAGAUUAUACUGUAGUGUAGUUAUGGAAUAUGAUAUACACACCCUGCUAGAUUUAGCUACGCUGGUGACGACCCUCUGGGUCAUUUAUAUGAUCCGGUUCAACUUAAAGUCUAGUUACAUGGAGGACAAGGACAACUUCGCAAUAUAUUAUGUUGUGGUUCCAUGUGCUCUACUAGCUCUGUUUAUUCAUCCAUCAACUUCUCAUCAUUUGUUGAACAGGAUUUCCUGGGCAUUUUGUGUGUAUCUGGAAGCUGUUUCCGUACUGCCUCAGUUGCGGGUCAUGCAAAACACAAAGAUUGUUGAGCCAUUCACAGCACACUAUGUGUUUGCACUGGGCGUCGCAAGGUUCCUCAGCUGUGCCCAUUGGGUUCUCCAGGUAUUAGAUACACGUGGGCAGUUGCUUGUAGCCUUGGGCUAUGGGUUAUGGCCUUCCAUGGUUCUUAUUUCAGAAAUUGUCCAGACUUUCAUAUUAGCAGACUUCUGUUACUACUACAUUAAAAGUGUUUUCGGAGGGCAGCUUGUCCUGCGUCUCCCUUCUGGAGUUGUAUGAGUUAGCUCUGGUUCUGCUUUGGUCCGCGAGCGCACUGCCGUCAAAGACUUUUAACCUAGCUAGGCAAUGUGGCUGGUGAAUGGUUGUUUAAGUUCCCCUUUUUUAUACUUCCUCGUAUCACUAUACCUGGGUAGAUGAGUUGAAUUACUCCUAUUUGACUUCAAAACAGCAAUUUCAUCUUGUAGUGCCAAUUGCUUAAUCACUAGCUCCCCCAUCUUGUCUUUAAAUAUAUGCCCUCUCUCGUACACCUUUCGGUUGAUUAUUUCUUCGAGCAUGGAUGAAUUGGAGCAGGACGAGCCUCGUCGGUGCACUGCAGUACCAUAGGUGCGACAAUAUCCAUGACCAUCUUCAUCUGCAAUUCCAUCAAAUAUCUUAUCUCGUGCAGCUAUGUUCUGUUCCGACUCGCUCAGUUCAUUAAGUCGUUGAUUAUAUUCUUCCCAAGUAGUUUCAAAAGACUUUAGACAUGAAUUUUCAGAAAUGCGUUCAUGUUUUUUCUAGUCUGUGCUAACAUUUUGCCAAAAGUUUACUUGAGUGGAUUCUCAUU